UUUUGAGGAGGGAGAUGGUUUGAGAAUGAGAAAGAGUACAGUUAUUGAAGACCUUUUACAACAAAUUGAAAAGAACAAGAAAGAAGUAACCAUUUCAUCUAGUUGGGAUUUUUACAAGAAGAUUUUUUAUUUUUUGGGUAAGGAAAUUUUUUUAUUAUUUUAA
Molecule: messenger RNA, 163 nt
Organism: Meloidogyne enterolobii
Lineage: Eukaryota; Metazoa; Nematoda; Chromadorea; Rhabditida; Meloidogynidae
Source: the annotation of a GenBank genome assembly